This is a messenger RNA of Triplophysa dalaica, 7347 nucleotides long. RefSeq names its product calcium channel, voltage-dependent, beta 3a (gene cacnb3a). The transcript has 14 exons. Gene Ontology annotation, cellular component: voltage-gated calcium channel complex. The record is from RefSeq and is a predicted model, not a curated record. Lineage: Eukaryota; Metazoa; Chordata; Actinopteri; Cypriniformes; Nemacheilidae. Gene Ontology annotation, biological process: regulation of voltage-gated calcium channel activity; neuromuscular junction development; calcium ion transmembrane transport. Bases 264 to 1919 code for a protein of 551 amino acids. Gene Ontology annotation, molecular function: protein binding; high voltage-gated calcium channel activity.
CGCGGUGACUCCAGACACAUCAGAAAAGGUGCAUGCAUAAGAAAAAGACUUUGCAUUUGCACGCAUGCAUUUGACUCUGUGGAUUUAAGGUUAUUCUCGCCAGGGACAUUUAGGAUCGUUACGCAUAUGGCUCAAAUAGAUUGGCAUCAGUGUUCAAUCGUGAUACUCCCUUCCUCCUCGACAGGCAUAUGUAUUUCGUAUCACCGUUUCUUCCAAUAAGCACCAAUGCAUCCAUGCACCCGCCUCCCUGCGCUCUCAAAUAGAUGGUGCAAGUAAAGAUGUCCAAAUCUUCCGCAGACCCUCUGUCUCGUGUAGAAAACGCGUCUCAGUCGCACUAUUUUCAGUUACCACGAAAGUUACCGAAGCGCAAGGGCCGUUUUAAACGCUCGGAUGGCAGCACUUCUUCUGACACCACCUCCAGCUUCAUCAAACGACAGGGUUCAGCCGAUUCGUACACGAGCAGGCCUUCGGAUUCCGACCUGUCAGCGGAGGAGGACCGCGAGGCGUAUCGGCGUGAAGCCGAACGCCAGGCCCAGCUGCAGCUCGAAAGAGCCAAGUCCAAACCUGUAGCGUUCGCAGUGAAGACGAAUGUGAACUAUUGCGGGGCUCUCGAUGAAGAAUGUCCCGUUCAGGGUGCUGCCAUAAACUUUGAAGCCAAAGACUUUCUGCACAUUAAAGAGAAGUACAAUAAUGACUGGUGGAUUGGAAGACUGGUGAAGGAGGGGGCAGAUAUUAGCUUCAUUCCCAGCCCUCUCCGACUGGAGGCCAUGAGACUCAAACAGGAGCAAAAACAGAGGAAAAGUGGUAACUCCUCUGCAAGUCUGGGUGACAUGGUAUCUGGAGGCUGGAGAUCCACACCGCCAUCUGCAGGUGAGACCAAACAGAAGCUUAAGCAGACUGAACACAUUCCUCCUUACGAUGUGGUCCCAUCCAUGAGGCCUCUGGUUCUGGUGGGUCCUUCACUGAAGGGCUAUGAGGUGACAGACAUGAUGCAGAAAGCUCUGUUUGAUUUUCUCAAACAUCGCUUUGAUGGACGGAUCUCUAUAACGCGGGUGACUGCUGACCUUUCUCUGGCCAAGAGAUCAGUCCUCAACAAGAGACCCAUCAUGGAAAGAUCCAACACAAGAACCAGUUUAGCGGAGGUACAGAGUGAGAUUGAAAGAAUAUUUGAGUUGGCUAAAACCCUUCAGCUAGUAGUUCUGGAUGCAGACACCAUCAACCACCCAGCACAGCUGGCUAAAACCUCACUAGCUCCCAUCAUAGUCUACGUCAAAGUCUCUUCACCAAAGGUCUUACAGCGGUUGAUCAAGUCGAGGGGAAAAUCGCAGAGCAAACACCUGAAUGUUCAAAUGAUGGCGUCAGAUAAACUGUCUCAGUGUCCACCUGAGAUGUUUGAUGUCAUUUUGGAUGAGAACCAACUGGAGGACGCCUGUGAACACCUCGCAGAAUAUCUGGAAGUCUACUGGCGUGCCACUCAUCUGCCAGGCACCGCCCCCCUUAAUCCACUACUGGAGCAAAAUCUGAUGACCCCGCCCUCAGCGAUCUCUAGCCUACAGAACCAGCAGUUGUCGCUGGCCGGGGGUGGAGGGGCGGUUGAGGAGGAAGAGCAGGGGGAGCAAGACAGCCUCAUGCCUUCCGACGAGGCCAGUGACUCUCGAUCCCUCCAGCGUGGCGGCUCUAGCUCCCUGCACCCCCCGGAGGACGAGGAAGAGGAGGAGGAGGAAGAAGACGAAUACAAACCUAAUCGCCACUCCCAAGCGUACAGGGACAUGUACCCGCCCAACCGUAACCACCCAGGGGGUAUCCAGAGCGCUAACGGACACGAGGCACAGGACCGACUCCUGCGGCAGCGAGACUCGCAAGAAGGACACAACCAACGGAACAACCGGCAGCGCGCGUGGCCGAGAGACAACUACUGACCGCACCAUCGGGAGAUGUUAGGGAGGGUCAGGGUUAUGAAUCGGAUUGAUGUGGAUGGGAAAAGUUCUUGCUGUUUUUUGAGCUUUUGUGGUCAUUGAGGUAUUGCACUAUGUUGGCGUUUAAAAAACAGCACAGCUUUUCUCUUUAAAGUGCAAACGCAUGUUCUUAUUAAAAUAGAAUUUGAGCUUCCUUUGGAUAAAACCCCAAUUGAGUCGAGUAUUACUUUUUAUUUUUUUAUUUUGCAUAUCGGUUUUCCCUCUCCCUGAACCUAAUGAGCACAGAUGGCAUUAUGGGAAAAGAAAAAGCACUUUUAUAGCAUGGGUUGUUAAUCAUAAUGAAAGAUAUCGUAGCAAUUUGUUGCAUCUUAUUUUAUAUGCUUCUUGUUAAUGCUUUGUAAUGGUGAAGGUCACCAUAUUUUGGUUUCUUUUCUCAUGGCCUCUGGACAGCUUCAGUCACUCAGGCGCCUGGUAUAAUAAGUCACUCUUUGUCACAGAUGUAGCACACAUUUUGCAAAAGCACCAUGUAAAUGUGUUAGGAUAUAUAAAGGGAAGGAAUUCAGGGCAAACAGGGUUACGCUCUGCUUUUGUGGAGUGGAACUUAUAAAUCGCAAAUGUAGUCUUGGAUUGCACAUCAGGCCAGAAUAAAGAGAGGCAGUCAAUUUCCAUAAUGCUGCAUAUGAAUCGAAACAGGUCAGGCCACUUUUGUCCUAAGAAAUGAUACACAUUGAAAACUGGACAUGCCGCAAGUAAAUCAUUGUCUGUAUUUUUGCUUUUUUAUAGAAGCUCUUGUAGCUCACCAGUUUUUGGUAAUUGUAGAUUUGGGAAACGUUAUUUUAUAACUAUCUUCAUAGGUAGUUUUUUAUGACUUUUGGAUUUGGCCGAGAGUUCAUUGUAUACAUUUGCAAGUCAUCUGUUGGUAGAGAAAGCAUGAGGAUGAGGAAACAGGCUACUCGUGAAAAAAUAUAUAGGAGAAUCAAUAAUGCUGCGAAUGUAGGAACCCUCUUAAACAAGAAAUGUAUUCAUGUGUACUAUUAGGUGGUCUUCACACACAAUGCGUUUUUGAAUCUUAAAACGGGUUUUGAAAAGCGCAAAACUUGAGGGUCUCGAGACACACUUUUAAUGACAGAAAUUGCCCGGCCAACUUGAUAAUGCACAAUACGUUGCAAUAGACGCGAGUUGGGGGGAUAAUAACAUAAUAAAAUAUGUCGAUUUAGCGCAUAUUUACAUAUAAAGCAAUGCAAAAGCACUGGAAAGGAAUGGAAAACAUGUUUUGUGUGAACCGUACAUUAGUAUACUUAUUUUAUAAUAAAAAUAAAAAAGUAUACUUUAAGCCUACAUUUCAUGUGCUUUUCAGAAAUAUACUUAAAAUUGUACUUAAUUAUAGUUUUAAGAAAAUCUUAUUCUUUUGAUGAGCCUAUAAGUACAUUUUUCACUUUUUUAGUUUAUAGAGAGUAUACUGCAAAGUGUACUUUUAUAAACUGAAAAUGUGUUAAAAGUAUUAAAGUAUACUAUCAGUAUAGCUAUUCACUUGUAGUACAGUUGGAGUAUAAUUGAAAAUACUCAAAAGUUAACUUAAAGUAUACUUGAAGUUUCAUAAACUAAACUGGGCCAAUUUAGUCCUGCUUAUUGAAAUAGUACACACACAAAUAUACUACUAGUACAGUGAUUUAGGUACACAUAUUAUUUAAAGUAAACUUGAAUUUAACUUAAAUAUACUUAAUAAAAUGAACUUGAAGUAUACUUUUUUAUUCGUCUUUUAGCAAAUAUUGAGCAACCUGAUAAAUAUGUUUUGUUUGCCUGAUGGCUAAAGCUAUUUUAGGCGCUGUGUAACAAAGAAAAAUUUGGUUUUGGUGAUUUACCAUGCUGUUGUCUUGUAAGUUUGAGAAAAACAGUUUUUGUCUAAGAAGACAAGGAAUGUAGUUGCAUGACUAGGAAACAGCAUCAGACUAAGAUGGCCAUGAGUUAAGUCUAUCCCUGAGGAGAAUAUGUAUCUCAAACGAGUGAUCUUCCUCCAUCUUUCUUUUCCUGUCGCUCUUUCCUCUCUGAGGCUCUAGGCGUUCGAAGGGGCGGUUACCGAGAGCUACUUUAAAUGAACAGAGUCACACCACACUGAGCUAGAAAACAAAAAUGAGUGAUUUAACGUUGAGUCGACGUUAAAUUGGUUAUUCUAAUUAAAUAUUACGACCAAAUCAAAGAUCCCUUUCUCUUUACCACUAGAUUGGAAUGUAACCUGUAGCAGUUUAGGCUAAGGUUUUUUCCAAUGAGACUGGCCUUAAUGUUUACCUGUAUAUCUGUACCACUGCAUGUCUCAAAUACAAUUAUUUAGGACUAUUUGCACAUUAGGGUUGGAACAGGACCUUUAGGGGUGAUUCACAUUUCGCGUCUUUUGCGCAAGUUAGUUAUUUUAAAUGUAGACACACGGCAGGUGUGCGCAAAUAGGGAGCGAUGUGCUCGUGACGCGCAUAUGGUGCGCCGCGCACAUUUUUCUAGCCACGUCGGCACCGCAUCGAGAUGGAAAUAGUUAAUCUUUUCGGAGUGUCGCGCAAAAUGUGAAUCGCCCUAUAGAAGACUUUAAAGUAUAUAACUCGUUUUUGUUGAUAUUUAAAACUCUGCAACAGGUUAAAAGUAACACAUGUAAGGAUAGCUAAUGGACAUAUAUAUAUCCUGUUUUUUAGAAAUACUGCAAAGUUUACAAAGUCAGGAUUGCUUUCACUCAGAGAUCGUUGACGUGAGACGCGUGUGGUCUGUUGUACGGUUAUGUGAAGUCACGUAAAGUUGCAGUACACUUUCAUGUAGCGCUGUAUUGAUUGAUUUGUCAUUUGGGAGAUCAAAUUUAGAAUUACAACAAUUUGCGAUGGCCUGUAUAUUUGAGGAUGUACCUCUAAUGUCGCCAUCCAAGAAAUUCUUUUUCUUAGUUAACUUAUAUAAUCUUUCCAGUAUAAUGCAAUGUUUAUACGUAAAACUUAUCACGUAGAUUACAGAGUUCAUAACAAACAUGCACAGAGACUUGAGUGAAUGUAUAGUUGCAUGCCUUAACCUCCGCACCGACGUGAUGUCCGUCAGAGGGACUGUGUUAAAUUGACUGUCCCUCUAUUGAUUGUGUUGGAUCUCUACACUCCCAGAAUGCACUUUGAGAAACACCACCCUCAAUGUAGAUUGUAAAAAGAUUGUCUUACAGACCAAGAAUGAACCAUCAAUGUGGCUAGUAUGUUCUAUCGCACACUGAUAUCCAAACAUGGGAUACACUACCUUGUAGCCACUACACACAGAAUGCAAAUGUCCAAACAUACUCUGUGCAAACACGUGAACGCAAAUGCUUCGUUGUGUAUGAUUGAUAUUUCCAUUUUAACAAAAAGUAUGCAUCCUAUUCUCGGCAGAAAGUUUAGUGCAAACGUUUUUUUAUGGUUAGCUGUUGUUCCAACAGUUCAUUCAGUUUUCAUUCAAAAAUAACUUAAGAUUUUAAAAAGAUAACGUAAGAUUUUCUUUAAACAUCACUCCACUAUAACAGUAGCAGGCAUUUAAAAACACUAAUGUAUGUGUGUUUAUGCUAAUGUGCACAAUGGUGCACCUUAUGGCAAAUGGUGGUACUGCAUAUUUGCGUUGCAUCGUGAAUUGUAUUGCGUUUUUUUGUGUUUGCGUUCACAUACUUGAGUAACUUGUAAAAAAUAACUUAAGAUGUUAACAAGAUAACAAUACUUUUUUUAAAACACAAUAUUAUAAACGAUAUAUAUGUUUAUGCUGACACUAUAAAUUAUAAAUUGUUUUCGCUUUUGUGUUUGCGUUCACGUUUUUGCAUGUGGAGUAUAUUUUGGCCUAAAUGAGCCUUUUUACGUCAGCAAAGAAAUGACACAAUUACCUGUUAACAACCCAUCUCAGGUCAUUACACAAGUCACUGUAUGUCCCCAGGCCUUGCCUUUCUCACGUUAGUUUAAAUUUAUGUAGAUUGUGUAUCGCAGUACUGGAUAUCGUGUUUAUUCGACCGAGCGUUAUCUUGUGCAGGCCAUUUGGAGGGUAAUGAGAAAUUGACAUGUUCUGGGGUAUGGAAGUCAGGGUAAUAAAUCCACUAUAACAUAUGCCUUGACUGAACCUCUCUUUUAGUGUACUGCAUCUUUAUUUGCUAUCAACAUGUCUCACUUUAAUCUAUUGUUCUAUAUUUAAAAAAAGACAGAAAAUCAGAGCAUGACUGAAAAAAAUUCUAUGCAAGUGUUGCAUGAUAUCUGAUUGUUUAUUUUGAUUGUUUCUGAUCUACUUUAGUAUUGCAUUGAUUCUUGUUGUUUGUAAGUAUUAUUCUAGAUAGUAAGACAAUUCACCCUGUUUUUUACUGAGCACAGACAAGGGGCUCCUGAUGGAAGUUUUUAUUUAUUUAUUAUUUGUUUUAAAGCUCCUCUUCAAAUUCAUGGGCUUCAAUACCUCCACUGUUAUCGUUUUAUUUAGUUAACUGUUGAGCUUAUCAUAUAAUUGGAUUUAUGGUUUGAAAUGAUGUUUUGGGUUCAAGUUAAGCUCUAUCAACAGCAUCAGUAAUUUCUGUAUUUGUGUAAAAAGCAAACAAAUUGUUCACACUAAUACACUUAUAACGGAAGUCUAUGGGGCAAGAAAUUGCAUAGGGAUUAAUGUUAUAAUAUGCACUGUUUUGUGAGUACAGUGUGUUAACAUGAGACUAGUGUGAUAUAAUCAGAAAUAUUUUUAUAUGGAAAAAUAUAUAUAAACUCUUCUAACCCUCAAUAACGUCUUAGCCCUUAGACUUACAUGGUAUGUGCAUUAUUGUAAUAAAAUCUCAAUUACCACAGCUGUUAGUCAUAGAGAGUAACUUGCAUUGAAUGUUUUUGGACUUAAAAAAAUUACUAUUAAGUUGCGUUAAUGCAAGCUUGGAAACUCUUCAUUGAUAUUAAGAAAGAAAAGAUAAUGUUUAUAUGAUAUACAAAAACAUUUAUGAGCUAACUUUUACAUUUCUUAAUUUGUCAGAAUACAUGCUACAUUUUUCUUGUUUACGGCAUGGUAUUGUUUUCCAGCAGACCAGUACAGCUACCAUAACAAAUAUUUUCCUUUUUGAGGUAUAAGCAGCACAAUUUUUAUGACGAGUAUAAUUUGAGUCCUUUGUCUUCUAUUCUGUAUGCAAUACAAACAUGGAAAGAAAACGCCUUAGAACAUUAACACUUCCUCUUCUGUGUGAGUAGAGAAAAAGAUAUUGCACUAUUUUUUUCUUUUUUUGAUGUCUGCUUUGUAUUGAAAUAAAUGCACUAGGUAGAACAAUAAUCCCAACGGACAUUGAUGUGUUCCUCAGGCUUGAUGUAGGUACACUCUCUCUCGCCCCUUCAUCUUUAUGACAUGCCAACAUGAAAGAUAAAAUCCUGCCUGAUGCUGUAUAUGCUUUAUAUUUAAAUAAAAUGCCACUAGUUAAAAAAAUAAAAAACAUUUUAUGUACUUUUAA